Molecule: messenger RNA, 2412 nt
Organism: Carlito syrichta (Philippine tarsier)
Lineage: Eukaryota; Metazoa; Chordata; Mammalia; Primates; Tarsiidae
Gene: SFMBT2
Product: Scm-like with four mbt domains 2
Exons: 18
Coding region: 1-2412 (803 amino acids)
Biological process (GO): regulation of DNA-templated transcription
Cellular component (GO): nucleus
Molecular function (GO): transcription corepressor activity; histone binding
Source: RefSeq, a predicted model, not a curated record
AUGAUGAUCAUGGUCACCUUUCAAAUCAGAAAGGCAGACUAUGGGCGUGGCUUGGGCCAGCAGUUGGACUCCGCUUCUGGUGACAACAAGUUGGCAUUUCUACCAGCUUUUGCAUCUUGUUCCAACUUGGACAUUUCCUUUGUGGCCUGGAGCAGCGUGAUGUCCAUCAAAGAGAAGUACACAGACUGGACCGAAUUUCUCAUACGUGACUUGACUGGCUCGAGGACAGCUCCUGCCAACCUCCUGGAAGGUCCUCUGCGAGGGAAAGGCCCUAUAGACCUCAUUACAGUUGAUUCCUUAAUAGAACUUCAGGACUCUCAGAACCCUUUUCAGUACUGGAUAGUUAGUGUGAUUGAAAAUAUUGGAGGAAGAUUACGCCUUCGCUAUGUGGGAUUGGAGGACACUGAAUCCUAUGACCAGUGGUUGUUUUACUUGGAUUACAGACUUCGACCAGUUGGUUGGUGUCAAGAGAAUAAAUACAGAAUGGACCCACCUUCAGAAAUCUAUCCUUUGAAGAUGACCUCUGAAUGGGAAUGCGCUCUGGAAAAAUCCCUGAUCGAUGCUGCCAAAUUUCCUCUUCCGAUGGAAGUAUUUAAGGACCAUGCGGAUCUGAGAAGUCAUUUCUUCACAGUUGGAAUGAAGCUAGAAACAGUGAAUCCAAGCGAGCCCUUCCAUAUCUGUCCUGCAUCAGUGACUAAGAUUUUUAGCAAUCAUUUUUUUCAAGUGACUAUUGACGACCUAAGACCAGAACCUAGUAAACUCUCAGUGCUGUGCCAUGCGGAUUCUUUGGGGAUUUUGCCAGUACAAUGGUGCCUUAAAAAUGGAGUCAACCUCACUCCUCCCAAAGGUUACUCUGGCCAGGACUUCGACUGGGCAGAUUAUCACAAGCAGCACGGGGCGGAGGAAACACCUCCCUUCUGCUUCAGAAAUACAUCCUUUAGUCGGGGUUUCACAAAGAACAUGAAACUUGAAGCUGUGAACCCCAGGAAUCCAGGAGAACUGUGUGUGGCCUCCGUGGUCAGUGUGAAGGGGCGAUUGAUGUGGCUUCACCUGGAAGGUCUGCAGACUCCUGUUCCAGAGGUCAUUGUCGACGUUGAAUCCAUGGACAUCUUCCCAGUGGGCUGGUGUGAAGCAAAUUCUUAUCCUUUGACUACACCACACAAGACAGUCUCACAAAAGAAGAGAAAGAUUGCAGUUGUGCAGCCAGAAAAACAAUUGCCGUCCGCAGUGCCUGUUAAGAAAAUACCUCAUGAACUCUGUUUAUUCCCUCACCUGGACACUACAGGAAGUGUCAAUGGGAAAUACUGCUGCCCUCAGCUGUUCAUCAACCACAGGUGUUUCUCAGGCCCCUACCUGAACAAGGGAAGGAUCGCAGAGCUGCCGCAGUCGGUGGGACCAGGCAAAUGUGUGCUGGUUCUCAAAGAGGUUCUCAGCAUGAUUAUCAACGCAGCCUACAAGCCCGGGAGGGUCUUGAGAGAAUUGCAGCUGGUGGAAGAUCCCCACUGGAAUUUCCAGGAGGAGACGUUGAAAGCAAAGUACAGAGGCAAAACCUACAGGGCCGUGGUCAAGAUCGUGCGAACCUCUGACCAAGUAGCAAACUUCUGCCGCCGGGUUUGCGCCAAGCUGGAAUGCUGUCCAAAUCUGUUCAGCCCCGUGCUGGUCUCUGAAAACUGCCCAGAGAACUGCUCUAUUCACACCAAAACCAAAUACACCUAUUAUUAUGGAAAGAGGAAGAAGAUUGUCAAGCCCCCCAUCGGAGAAAGCAACAUUGACAGUGGACACCCCAAACCAGCCAGGCGGAGGAAGCGACGGAAAUCUAUUUUUGUGCAGAAGAAACGGAGAUCUUCCACCGUGGACUUUGCAGCAGGCUCAGGGGAGGAAAGUGAGGAGGAGGACGCGGACGCCAUGGAUGACGACACCGGCAGUGAGGAGACUGGCUCCGAGCUCCGGGAUGACCAGACGGACACCUCGUCCGCAGAGGUGCCCUCGGCCCGGCCCCGUAGGGCCGUCACCCUGAGGAGCAGCUCAGAGCCCACGUGCCGGCCUCCCGUGGAGAGGGUGCGAAGGGGCCGCAGGGUACCGGCUGCCUCCUCUGCAGAGGAGGGCGAGAAGUGCCCGCCCGCCAGACCCGAGGGGACAGAGGAAGCAAAGCAGGAGGAAGAAGAGCGACUUGUUCUGGAGAGCAACCCGCUGGAGUGGACGGUCACGGACGUAGUGAGGUUCAUCAAGCUGACGGACUGCGCCCCCUUGGCCAAGAUAUUUCAGGAGCAGGACAUCGACGGCCAGGCGCUGCUGCUUCUGACCCUCCCGACGGUGCAGGAGUGCAUGGAGCUGAAGCUGGGGCCCGCCAUCAAGCUGUGCCACCAGAUCGAGAGAGUCAAAGUGGCUUUCUACGCCCAGUAUGCCAACUGA